This is a messenger RNA of Durio zibethinus, 2367 nucleotides long. Its product is annotated as cation/H(+) antiporter 4-like. Gene Ontology annotation, biological process: regulation of pH; proton transmembrane transport. Gene Ontology annotation, molecular function: antiporter activity. Gene Ontology annotation, cellular component: endomembrane system; membrane. The record is from RefSeq and is a predicted model, not a curated record. NCBI's taxonomy places the organism in Eukaryota, Viridiplantae, Streptophyta, Magnoliopsida, Malvales, Malvaceae.
AUGGCAUUUAAUAAUUCAAACUUGUACACCACCGGCAUGGAUGGUUCAAAAAGACCGGAACAGAUCUGUCUUAAAUUUCCUCCCAAAGUUAGCUCUCCAGGCUGGUCUGCAUUUCUCGACCACAAAGAAAAUGCAGAAAUGCUCAUGGACUUUUCUUCGCCAAGACUUCAUCUCCAGAUGGUUAUCACCUUUGUUCUCACUCAAACAAUUCAUAGUCUGCUGAAAUAUCUGGGACUGCCAAUGUUCGUCUCCCAGAUUCUUGCAGGGAUAAUAUUGGGCCCUAUGGUUUUCAAGCAACAUUCGUUGAUUACAAUAUCAGAGGACAGUAUUGUGGUUCUGGGUACUCUGGCAUCCUUGGGAUAUGUAUUCUUUUUAUUUUUGAGUGGGGUGAGGAUGGACGUGAGCAUGGCAUACAAGUCUGGAAGGAAGGCCUUAUGUAUUGGUUUUCUAACAGUGGUGGUGCCUUUAAUAUUUUGUUUGAUGACGGUUAAGACCCUUCACGCAGAAGAUGAAUUGUUUAAAAACAAAACUUUCUUUCUUGCAGUAACAUAUUCCGGUACUUCAUUUCCAGUCAUACAUUGUCUUCUCAGUGAGCUGAAAAUCCUGAAUUCGGAACUUGGCAGGCUAGGACUAUCAGCAGCACUUAUUGGUGACAUCGUGUCAUUGGUGCUAAUGAAUAUUAGCCAAUGGGUGAAGAUAGGGCUUGAAAAAGGAAUAGAAGUGGUUUUGGUGGAUUGUGGACUGGCUAUAGUCUUUGUUUUAGUGGUGGUAUUUGUGCUGCGACCUCUGAUGAAAUGGAUUGUGAGGCGCACGCCUCCGGCUGGCCAGAUAAAAGAUGUAUUCUUUUAUUGCGUCAUUUUGGUGUUCAUGAUGUCACCUAGGAUUACGGAAUUAUUUCAUAUAUUCCUUCUCCUAGGCCCAUUUAUUCUAGGUUUGGCUGUGCCAGACGGACCCCCAUUGGGAUCUGCUUUGGUCGAAAAGUUGGACCCUAUUAUUUCAGGGUUGUUUUUGCCUUUGUUUGCUACUACAUGUGGCAUGAGGAUUGAUUUGUCUUACCUCAAAAAGAGCAACCUAUAUGCAAGACACCAAGCAAUUGCUGCAGUUGUAACACUUAUUGUCAAAUUUGGGGUCUCUCUGGUGCUGCCCUUGUUAUUUAACAUGCCCACAAGGGAUUCUUUGGCACUUGCUUUUAUAAUGAUAACCAAAGGUAUCGUUGAGAUGGGUUCCUAUAGCAUCUUGAAUGACAAUCGGGGUAUAUCUGAGGAUAUAUUUGCUUUCAUGUCUAUUUUCAUCAUUUUGGUAGCAAGCAUUGUGCCAAUAUUUGUGAAAAGCCUCUACGAUCCAUCAAGGAAGUAUGUAUGCUACCAGAAACGGAGCAUCAUGCAUUCCAAGCUCAAUGAGGAGUUGCGAGUGAUUGGUUGCAUUCAUGUACCGGGUAAUGUCAAUUCUAUCAUUAACAUGUUUAAUGCCUCCUGUCCAACCAGAGAAAGCCCCAUUACUCUUGAUGUCCUUCACCUUGUUAAGCUUAGCGGGCGAGCCACACCACUUUUCGUUACUCAUCAAAAGCACACGAAAACCCUGUCCAAAAUAUCAUACUCUGAGAACGUGGUUCUUGCUUUUAAUCAGUUUGAGCGGGACAACUGGGAAGCUGUAACAGUGAAUGUUUUCACCGCAGUUUCUCCACCAAAUUUGAUGUACGAGGAUAUAUGCAACCUCGCCAUGGACAAGUUCACAUCCUUUAUAAUACUUCCAUUUCACCGGAGAUGGUACAUUGACGGAAGCAUUGAAUCAGAAGACCAAACUGUAAGGAGCCUAAAUUGCAGCAUCCUGGAAAGGGCGCCUUGCUCAGUAGGAAUCCUUGUUGAAGGCCGCCGCCAUCUAAAACGUUUCAAUUCUAAAGUUUCAUCAGACUCUUCAUCAUACAACAUUGCUGUGAUCUUUUUGGGUGGUAAAGAUGAUAGGGAGGCGCUAGCAUUAGCCAAACGCCUUUCCCACGACAAAAGUGUUAGCCUAACUGUAAUUCAUCUUAGAGCCACAAACAGUUUAGGCGCCAUCCUAGCUGAGACUGACAGAAUGUUUGAUGAUGAGAUGUUGAGGGAGAUUAAGGAAAGUGUAUGCGUGAGAUACGUCGAGGAGCAGGUAAAUGAUGGACCUGAAACUUCUACGUUUCUUCAAUCCAUUGUGGAUGACUACCAGCUUAUCAUUGUGGGAAGACGAUACAAGAGUGAAGAUCCCCAAACAUCGGGUCUCCAAGAAUGGAGUGAAUUUCAAGAGAUUGGAAUUAUUGGAGACCUACUUUCAUCCGCAGAUUUUGGUGGCAAUUAUUCUUUGUUGAUUGUGCAACAACAACAACAAAGGAUUGCUUAA